GGGGAGCUUACUGCGCAGGAGAAAAGGUCGCACUUAAAGUUGUGGUGAAGAACGAGUCAACGAAGGACAUGGGGAAACUGAAGGCUCAGUUGGAGCAGAAAGUUGUCUUCACAGCCAAUAAUGAGACGAAGACUCGGCAGAACGUUAUCAGGAUCCUGGAGGGGAACUCCAGUCAUGAAGGGAGAGGAGCGGGUGUGGAACAACCAACUGCUGGACGUAGACGCCAUUCCACCGUCGACGAAGACCAGAUCCUGUCACAUCAUCGCCGUCAGCUACUACAUCAAGGUACUGGUUGAGGUGCCUUUGGGAUUUAACCUUGAGACCACCCUCCCCAUCACUAUCGGCACCAUACCGUACGGCCACACGCCUGCUGCUGGUGGAGCUACUUCAGGCGCUAGCACAGAGAUUGAUGCAUCCAGUGACAUAACCUACACCAAAUGCAACCGGGGAUUCCAUGUCUGCCGGAAAUCGGAAGGGAAUUUUGUGAAUUACAACUACAUCCCCAUGUGUGCCUACGUUGUGAACUACACCUUCCCCCCUCCCCCUAGCCCUGCCGGUGGUGCUGUUGGGACACGACCCGAUGGUAGAGCUGGAGGGACACGCCCUGCUGCUGCUGCUACUGCAGGACCACGCCCUGCAGCUGUCGCCACCAAGGCACAACCCAAGCCGGUUUCUCAAAGCAGGAAGGUUCUUCCAGCAACCUUUGUCCAAGCUCCAUCUCCUGUCCCAGCUUCCUUCCAAGCCCCUCCCCAAGUCCCGCCACAAGCCCCACCCCAAGCUUCCGCUCUCCCGAUGGAGCUGCCCCCCUCCUAUGAAGAUGUGCUGAUGAUGGACAACCCAGCUGCUACUACAGAAACUGCUGUCACACCCGAGAUGGCAGAUAAGCCGUAUGGGGUUCUUUUCCUUCGGUUCCCAGACACCAGUGUUCAGGAGUUCAGAGACACCAUUGGGAGAGAACAGCAGAGUCUUGCAGAGUGUGAGGGAGAAAUCAUUGCAUUUGCGCCACAGGUCCUACACGAUCAUAACGAAUGGCCAGCACGAACGUCUGUCGCUAUUUUGAAGUUCCCGUCUGUGGAGGUGGGAGCUGAUUGGUUCAACAAGACACCAGGGGUCGUUGAUCCAAAAUGGCUGGGAACCUGUGACGCCAUUGUUGGAACAAUGAAGGAACAGUUCAGAGAAGCUAACCGCAUCUUUUCAAUGGCAACAAGCACAUACAAGCUACCAAUGCAAAAAGCCAAAAUCAACAAAUACUGCAAACUGUCUCCUCAGAGGAUGCGUCCCUUCAGACUGUUACAGACGGGGGUGCUUCUGGUUUCUUCUCCAAAGUUCACCACAUUACGAGGCAGCUGGGUGGAAGACAAAAAUUACCUCACGGUGACUCAGUGGGAGACUAUGGAUCUUUACUUCGAGUACAGAAUCAAAAGAAAAACCGGUCAAUUUAAAGAAUGCUAUGGUUUGCUGAGGGAAAUAGCUGACGUACGGCCAGCUAUUAUUUUCCAAUCGGAGGAUUUGUCUCUCUUUCAAAUGACAUCAAUACAAACGACUGAGAGAUCUGACAGUCCGGCAGUUGAUUUCCAGUCACAGAAUCCUCAAGCUAGAGCUGAAAGCAAUGCUUCAGGGGAUGUGAACGAGGCUUCAGGGGAACGACAGGUAGAGUCUACAAGAUCUGAGAGUCCAGCAGUGGAGGUGCAAUCGGAGGAUAUCGAUAAUGAUGUAACUCAAACCCAAAGCGAGGCUACGGGUGAUGGGAAUGAGGCUGACGGGGAAGACCAGGAAGAAUCUGUGGACAUAAAAGCCACAAUAGUUGACUUACAGUAAUGUAUUUGAAGAUUUGCCGCAGGACUUUAAUGCCUUCCAAAAGGUUUAAUGUGCAAUUACAAAGGACAUUGGCAGAAAGGGACGUGGUGCUUGAGGUGAAUGUGUUGUUUGCUGAAUCUGAUGUCCAGGGAGGGCUGGGGCCUAUUGACAUAUUGCAGCAUAUGUAUAGUAAUGGCCGAUUGAGAAGUCGUUCAUCUGUCUUUUCACAAGCACCUGUUCAUCCUGUUGAGCAGACACCAUUUGUUAUACCCAUUCUGAUGGAAGGAUUUCAGUGAGAUUCUGGAACUGGAGGCAGGUUUCUGACAUGACAUGAAAUAUGUGUCCAAGGAGUGUUACUCUCUGUUGCUGCGACCUGUAAUUAGUGUGCUUCUGACCCGUAAGGAGGGUGCUUCAGACCUGAUCUCAGAGUGCCUGUGACGUGUAAUUAGAGUGCUUCAGACCUGUUCUCAGAGUGCCUGUGACCUGUAAUUAGUGUGCUUCAGACCUGAUCUCAGAGCGCCUGUGACCUGUAAUUAGUGUGCUUCAGACGUGUUCUCAGAGUGCCUGUGACCUGUAAUUAGUGUGCUUAUGACCUGUAAUUAGUGUGCUUCUGACCCGUAAGGAGAGUGCUUCAGACCUGUUCUCAGAGUGCCUGUGACUUGUAAUUAGUGUGCUUCAGACCUGUUCUCAGAGCGUCUGUGACCUGUAAUUAGUGUGCUUAUGACCUGUAAUUAGUGUGCUUCUGACCCGUAAGGAGAGUGCUUCAGACCUGUUCUCAGAGUGCCUGUGACUUGUAAUUAGUGUGCUUCAGGCCUGUUCUCAGAGCGUCUGUGACCUGUAAUUAGUGUGCUUAUUACCUGUAAUUAGUGUGCUUCUGACCCGUAAGGAGAGUGCUUCAGACCUGUUCUCAGAGUGCCUGUGACUUGUAAUUAGUGUGCUUCAGGCCUGUUCUCAGAGCGUCUGUGACCUGUAAUUAGUGUGCUUCUGACCCGUAAGGAGAGAGCUUCAGACCUGUAAUUAGUGUGCCUGUGACUUGUAAUUAGUGUGCUUGUGACCUGUAAUUAGUGUGCUUCUGACCCGUAAGGAGUGUGCUUCAGACCUGUAAUUAGUGUUCCUUUGACCUGUUCUUAGAGUGCCUGUGUAAUUAGUGUGCUAGACUAACAACUAGUCUCUGAAAUGAACAUAUUUUACUGAAAAAAGUUCAUAGUAAAAAAAAAAUAUAUAUAAUGAAAAGGAGCCCUGAGACUUUCUUCAUUUUCAGAAGCUGAGGAAAUCUAGACUUGCCACAAUUUCUAGACUUGUGUGGGCUUUCUUGGAUAUAUUUGCUUCAGGGUCUGUACGAGAGACUAUUAGUGUGCCUGUGGCCCCUGUAAUUAGUGUGACUGUGACUCUCUGUAAUUAGUGUCCCUGUGGAUUGUAAUUAGUGUAACUGUCACCUGCAAUUAGUGUGCCUGUGACCCUCUUAAAUUCGUUUCCCCGUGAGUUGUAAUGAGCGUGCUUGUGAACUGUAAUUAGUGUGCUUGUGACCGGUCAGCGUGACUGUUACCUGUAAUUUGUGUGCCUUUUCCUUGUAAUUUAUGUGACUGCACUACAAUUGCCUGUGAUUUGUAAUGAGGGUGACUGUGAUCAUAGAUUACUGUGACUGUGAUCAGAGGUUAAUCUUAUUGCCAGAGGAGUUAGGUGCAAUUGUGAUCAUAACAAUGAUUAUCAUGCAAAAUAUAGCAAAGGACAUAGUAAUUAUUUCAGAAACGAAUACAUCUCACAGCUGUUAUGGUUUACACAUUCUAUGUAAUAUACUGAUUGAUCAUCCUGUGAUUAUUCCUGCUCUUAAUAAAACUGUAAAGAUCGAUAA
Molecule: messenger RNA, 3649 nt
Organism: Haliotis rubra (blacklip abalone)
Lineage: Eukaryota; Metazoa; Mollusca; Gastropoda; Lepetellida; Haliotidae
Exons: 10
Coding region: 121-1818 (565 amino acids)
Biological process (GO): protein transport
Cellular component (GO): cytoplasm
Source: RefSeq, a predicted model, not a curated record